Molecule: messenger RNA, 2246 nt
Organism: Paramecium pentaurelia
Lineage: Eukaryota; Ciliophora; Oligohymenophorea; Peniculida; Parameciidae
Source: the annotation of a GenBank genome assembly
AUGAAGGAACAUAAGGAUGGAAUUUAUUAAGGAGGAUUCAAUGCAAAAUAACAAAAACAUGGGCUUGGAAUAUACUUAUGGGAUGUAGGUUCUGCCUAUUAUGGAGAGUGGAAAAACGAUUUGAUUGAUGGAUAGGGAAUCUUGUUCUUAGGUGGAUAGAUUAUCAUUUAAGGAGGUUUCAGCAAAGGAGCUGCUCAUGGAUAUAUUGUAAUCAAGGUUGGAACUAGAGUGUUUUAUAGUUAAUUCGAUAAAGGAGAGGCUAUUUUCAUUUAAGAAGGAGAAAGAAAAAUCACCAUACAAUCAUCAAGUGCUUAUAUAACUCAUGAUUGUACACAUGAAGCUGAUUGUAUAUUAUAGGGAAUAAGUAAACUACAAAAAGGAGAUUUAUAAAUAUAGUUGUUUAAUCAUUGUAUUUAUUAUGGAAAUGUUGGAAAGGCAAAUUUACCUAAUGGUUUGGGAAUAGAGAUUUCAAAUUUGUUUUAUUAAUGUGGAUAAUUUGUGGAGGGAAAAUUGAAUGGUUUGGGUCGUUUAGAUUAAUAAGAUGAGAUUUAUUAGGGCUAAUUCCAAAAAGGUAUAUAUCAUGGAAAUGGGUUGAUGGUAUUCAAAGAUUAAAGAAUUUAAUGGGUCAAAGGGAUAUAUAAUCAUGGACAGUUAGUGGAGAUUAAGGGCAGUGGUUAUCUAGACUAAAUGGAAACUCCACAAGAAUUAGUUUGUAAUUCAUCAUUAUUAUAUCUUUGUUAGUUAAAUUUUGUAAGAAAGCUAAUUAAUAAUAUAUCGUAAUUCCUAUAUCGAAGGAGAUUAUAUUGGGAUAUAUUAGAUUAUUUGAAGUGAUGCAAUUCGUUAGACUUCGUGUGAACACUUUAACUGAUAUCAAGUACUAAUAAUAGCCUUCUGUGAGGAAAUAUAGUACAAAUACCAAUAAUCUAAGUAAAUCUGUAGAAGAAAUAAGGAAAUUGUAAAGUUAAUUUAAUACAAGAAAUCUUGAUUAACAAAAUUAGAUUUAUGAAAUCAUAUUGGAUUAGCACGAUGAAAAUUAGACUUAUAGAAAGACUGAUACUUAAUAAUCAAGAACUAAAACAUAACCUACUGAAGAAUAUUUUGAAAAUAAGAUUUCAUUUGGUUUAUUAGAAAUUCCAAAUCUAAAAAAUUCUAGAAAAACAUUAGGUUAGUAAAAAGAAGAAUAAAAUUUAUAAAUCAAGAAAAAUAAUGAUUAUAUUUAGUAGAGAUCAUAAUCUUAAUUUGAGGUUAAAUAAUAAUACUAAUACUAAUAAUAAUAAUAAUAAUAAUACUAGUAAUAAUAAUAAUAAUAAUAAUAAUAAUAAUAAUAAUAAUAAUAAUAAUAAUAAUAAUAAUAAUAAUAAUAAUAAUAAACUAAUGAUCGUAUGUUAACUUUAAAGAAUAUUUUAGAAGCAUAAUAAUAAAAAUAUAAUUCUGAUUUCAAAUAAAAGAAAACAGUUUUUAAUGAUAUCUAAUCAACUACUGCUUAAAAAACUAAAUAAAUUGUAUAACAAAAUAAUAAAAAUUUAUAAUGCUUAAGUGAGGUUGUUCAAAGAGAAAUAAAUAGAUCUCCUCCUAGUGAAGAAAGACGAUCUACUAUCAAGCCUCUUUAUGUUUAGAAUGAAGAAAAUGAAUAAAAAUAUUUAAGUUCUCAAAAAACUUUACCAAGUAAAUUCAAUAUGGAAUAAACUAAUAUUUAUAAUGAUCAUAACAAUAAAACUAACAGUUUGCUUAAUAAAUUCAAUAGUAUAAAAAUUAAACCAAACAUUAAAUAAGAAACUUAAAACUUUGGAUUUUCAACCAAAUCACUGAGCUCAAAAUAAUCUAUACAAAAAGUUUAAGAUACAAAUGAUUUACCAUUAGGAAACAUAUAAAACUAUAUCUCUUUAGUUUCGCAUAAAAAUAAUACUUAAGUAAGGAAUCUACAAAAUUCAUUCGAAAAAUAAUAAUCAAAAAAAAUGGAUGAUUCAAAUUACCAUUCAUGUAAUGGUAAUUGUACAUAAAUCUAAUCAGAAGAUCCAAAUACUAAGUAUAUCUAAGAAAUUAAAUAAGAAUUAGCAGAAUAAAAAUAAAUGCUUACUUAAUUAUUCUAAUCUCUUUAAUAAAAAUAGCCUUAAAUUAAUAAAUAAUACUUUAAAAGAUUACCUAAUACUCCUCAAAGGAAUAUUUAAAUGUAAUAAUAACCUAAAUAAGUGUAUGUUUAUCCAACAUUCACACUUGUUAAAUCAGUCUCUCCAAUGAGACUUUGA